UAUUGAGCAGCACAUAGAGGCUGAAGGGGAGGCCCUCCGGUGGCUGGUUGGGAAAUGUGGGAACAGGUAUCAUGUUCUCAACAAUGAGGAGAGGGGUGAUGUCACUCAGGUCACCGAGCUGCUGGAGAAGGUGGAGGAGAUGGUGGCAGGAAACAGUGGGUGUGACUUUGAAGUCGACAGAAUGAUGAUAGAGAAAGUGGAAGAGAAGAAGAGAUCAGUGGAAGAAAGAGGAAAACAGAGGAUGAUGAAGGUGGAGAAUCAGAGGAAGGCACUCAGGGCCCUAUUUAAAGAGCAAACACAGGAUCUCUCAGAUCUGAGGAUUGUUCUGCUGGGAGGGAGGUGGACUGGGAAAAGUUCAGCAGGAAACACCAUCCUGGGAAGAGAAGAGUUUGUCACUGAGGGAAGAACUGCACAGUGUGUGAAGAGACAGAGGGAAGUGGCUGGGAGGCAGGUCACUGUGGUCGACACACCAGGAUGGGGGAAGGACUGGUCUGUACACGGAACUCCAGAGGCUGACAAACAGGAGAUUGUGCACAGUGUGUCUCUGUGUCCCCCAGGACCCUGUGCUCUCUUCAUUGUUUUAAGGGUAGAUGCAUCAUUCACAGAGACACACAGGAGGUCAGUGGAGGAACAUCUGGAGCUUCUCAGUGGGUCAGUCUGGAGACACACUAUAGUGCUGUUCACCGUGGGAGACUGGCUGGGAGACAGAACUAUUGAGCAGCACAUAGAGGCUGAAGGGGAGGCCCUCCAGUGGCUGGUUGGGAAAUGUGGGAACAGGUAUCAUGUUCUCAACAAUGAGGAAAGGGGUGAUGUCACUCAGGUCACUGAGCUGCUGGAGAAGGUGGAGGAGAUGGUGGCAGGAAACAGUGGAUGUCACUUUGAAAUCGACAGAGUGAUGAUAGAGAUAAUGGAAGAGAAGAAGAGAUCAGUGGAAGAAAGAGCAAAACAGAGGAUGAUGAAGGUGGAGAAUCAGAGGAAGACACUCAGGGCCUUAUUUAAUGGACCCUGUGCUCUGUUCAUUGUUUUAAGGGCAGAUUUAUCAUUCACAGAGACACACAGGAGGUCAGUGGAGCAACAUCUGGAGCUUCUCAUUGGGUCAGUCUGUAGACACACUAUAGUGCUGUUCACCGUGGGAGACUGGCUGGGAGACAGAACUAUUGAGCAGCACAUAGAGGCUGAAGGGGAGGCCCUCCAGUGGCUGGUUGGGAAAUGUGGGAACUGGUAUCAUGUUCUCAACAAUCAGAAGAGGGGUGAUGUCACUCAGGUCACUGAGCUGCUGGAGAAGGUGGAGGAGAUGGUGGCAGGAAACAGUGGGUGUCACUUUGAAAUCGACAGAGUGAUGAUAGAGAGAAUGGAAGAGAAGAAGAGAUCAGUGGAAGAAAGAGCAAAACAGAGGAUGAUGAAGGUGGAAAAUCAGAGGAAGGCACUCAGGGCUCUAUUUAAAGGUGGGUUUGUUUAAAUAUGUAGAUUAAUUAA
This is a messenger RNA of Brienomyrus brachyistius, 1476 nucleotides long. Its product is annotated as GTPase IMAP family member 8-like. Lineage: Eukaryota; Metazoa; Chordata; Actinopteri; Osteoglossiformes; Mormyridae. The record is from RefSeq and is a predicted model, not a curated record. Gene Ontology annotation, molecular function: GTP binding. The transcript has 4 exons. Bases 140 to 1459 code for a protein of 439 amino acids.